Cucumis sativus (cucumber) is the source of this 1407-nucleotide messenger RNA. RefSeq names its product E3 ubiquitin-protein ligase AIRP2. Gene Ontology annotation, molecular function: ubiquitin protein ligase activity. The transcript is spliced from 5 exons. Bases 328 to 1068 code for a protein of 246 amino acids. The record is from RefSeq and is a predicted model, not a curated record. NCBI's taxonomy places the organism in Eukaryota, Viridiplantae, Streptophyta, Magnoliopsida, Cucurbitales, Cucurbitaceae. Gene Ontology annotation, biological process: protein ubiquitination.
UUCGCCUUCAAGAGCCACUGCACCGAAGCAACACCAAGGUCUUAUUACAAAACCCACACACACACUCUCUUCUAGAGAGAGAAAAAAUAGAGAGAGAGAAGACGGAACUCGCACGCUGCCUACCCACUUCUAGAGAGAGACAGACAGGCUCUUUUUCUUUCUUCCACAGCGAAUUAGGGUUUUUUUCUCUCCCUUUUUUUGGAGUUGAAUUUUUGUCGAAUUGGUUGUGUUUUGCUUCUUUCUUUCCCCUUCGGGUGGAGAUGUAUGUUUCUUCCAUGAGAAAGUCGUUCAAGGACUCUCUCAAAGUGCUUGAAGCUGAUAUUCAGCAUGCUAAUACUCUAUUCUCAAGGUUGCUGGUUUUGUCAGACAUGUCAACUUAAUGUUCAAUUGUUCCUGAGUUGUAGGGCAUCAGAGUUCCCCGGGGAAUACGAUGGCCCCUGCCUUCAGAUGAGAAUGUCAUACAGUCCUGCUGCUCACUUGUUCCUCUUUCUAGUGCAAUGGACUGACUGCCAUCUUGCAGGAGCGCUUGGACUGCUGAGGAUUUUAAUUUACAAGGUCUACGUGGAUGGUACAACCACCAUGUCUACCCACGAGAGAAAAGCAAGCAUUAGGGAAUUCUAUGCUGUUAUUUACCCCUCUCUAUUGCAACUUCAGAGAGGUGUUACUGAUACUGAAGAUAAAAAGCAGAAAGCUGUCUGCAUGGAAAGGUACCGAAGAAGAGACGAUGAAGAAUGUAUACAGCGUUCAGAUGCUGACAUUGAACGGGAAGAAGAAUGUGGAAUAUGCAUGGAGACAACUAGCAAGGUUGUAUUGCCCAACUGCAAUCAUGCCUUGUGCUUGAAAUGUUACCGUGAAUGGCGAACACGUUCCCAGUCAUGCCCGUUCUGUCGUGACAGUCUUAAGAGAGUAAAUUCUGGUGAUCUCUGGGUAUUUACUGAUAACAGGGACAUUGUGGACAUGGCAACGGUGACUCGAGAGAAUCUGAAAAGGCUUUUCAAGUACAUAGAUAAAUUGCCUACUAUUGUUCCAGACUCUCUCUUCGACGCCUAUGAUACACACCUAAGAUAAGUGAUUGGUACAUACAUAAUCUAAUGUCAAUCCUUAAGUAGUUCCUCUCCAAAUGAACAGUUUUUUUGUUAUGAUAUGGCAUGACAAAACGACCUAAAUUCAUUCGGCUAAAAAUUAGUAAGAGUUAGAGAAGACUUGCAACUGUUUCUUCCCACUUCCAUUUCUGAAGGGAGAAAAAACCAGUCUUUGAGUUAUUGUAGACUGGUAUUGGGUGGGUAAGUUGAUAUGGUUUGAUUUAAAGUCUUCCAUAAAAAUUGUAUUUAACACAUUUGUAUAUGUUUGUACAUUCUUGAUGUUAUCUAUUAAAGCAGCUUUGAAUGCUUAAUUUUUUCUUUGCAA